Messenger RNA from Astyanax mexicanus (Mexican tetra), 2193 nucleotides. It is a transcript of the gene eef1db, whose product is annotated as eukaryotic translation elongation factor 1 delta b (guanine nucleotide exchange protein). Lineage: Eukaryota; Metazoa; Chordata; Actinopteri; Characiformes; Acestrorhamphidae. Gene Ontology annotation, molecular function: guanyl-nucleotide exchange factor activity; translation elongation factor activity. The record is from RefSeq and is a predicted model, not a curated record. The transcript is spliced from 11 exons. Gene Ontology annotation, biological process: translational elongation. Gene Ontology annotation, cellular component: eukaryotic translation elongation factor 1 complex; cytosol. The coding region runs from base 281 to 2113 and encodes 610 amino acids.
UGCGGGGUGCUCUUUAGGAGUACUGGGGUGCGGGUAUCUGGGUAUUAUAAUGUAAGGUGGGCGUUUGUUGGCCUGGGAAGCUUGUUUAAGGUGGAUAGACAGGAUCCCCCCUCCCCCCGCGCGGUCUGAGGAGUGGACCCGUCCGCACGUCCGCUCUCUCUUCUCCGAGGCUCCUUGGCGAAAGGCUCUGAAGACUCUGAUAAAAAAAAGACCUGAAACCCCGAGAGCUCACACUAGCUGUCUGUAACUUUGGCUGUUCUGUUGCUCAGUAUUAAAGAUCAUGCCUCAGAGAAGUCCAGUAAAUGCUGGUGUGGACCAGACCAUCGCUGGCCAGUCAGACUACAAGUCUACGAUCCGCUUGUCCAGUGCAGUCAUGCAAGGCCUGCGUUCAGAAUGUGCUGCAGUGUGGUUUGAUCGUAGCAUGUACGAGAGAGCAGAGAGCCGUUACUACGUCAAGAUGCAAGAACGUCAGAAUGGGACCACUGCCCCUGCAAGCUCCAAAAGCAACCAAAAAAACUGCUCCCAUGACGGACAGGAGGCCUGUCACCAUGUAGUUCACACUGUCUGGGUGAAUAAGCCCAUCUUUGACCAGGCUGAAAGCAGUUUUGUAGCCCAGAAUCCCAAGCAGCCAAAUUCAGUGACCACUCCCAGUUCUCUUCAACUGUUAAACAAUAGCCCCUCUUCCAAUACACUGUAUGAUGAAGGCUAUCUCUCACAAACCCCAACACCCGCCACUCCGGCCUCAAGGCCAAUCAACGGCCUGCCUUUUCUUCCUGCACCACUUCAUGGGGUAUGGCUUCAGAAGCCUCUGUAUGAUCGGGCAGAGGCAGCAUUCUAUCAGAACCUGUGCUGUCAGAAUAAGCCCCAUUGCAAGCUUACUGGAACCAGUGAUUGCCAAGCAAACCUCAAGAAUGUGAAUGGCACCGGUGCCAGUGAAACCAAACCUGAUUUGGCACAGCAGCAGAAACGUCGUGCCAGCGGCGGUCGCUCCAACGGCGGUCACACCAACGGUGGUCGCACCAACAACGUUCGCUCCAAUGGCGGUCGCUCCAACGUUGUCAAGAAAGAAGGCGAUGAAACCUGGUGUCACUUUCUGCAUGCAGACAGUGAGAGGGUGUGGCUAGACCGCAGCCGCUAUUUGGAGGCAGAGGCUAAUUUCCACAAGGCUGUUGCUACCGGAACUAGCCAGAUCACCACAACCUUCUUUAGCACGUCUCUAAAAAUGACUGGAGUGGACUAUUUGGCCCAGGAGAGAAUAUGGUUUGACAAGCCACGCUAUGAUGAGGCUGAGCGAAAGUUCUAUGAAAGGAUGAAUGGCCCUACAGCACCCACACAGGACUCUGGAGCCAACAGCAUUCUCCAGGACAUCGCCAGAGCACGAGAGAACAUUCAGAAGUCUCUUGCUGGGUUGAAGAUGACCUUGCAGCCAACUAGAGGCUCUGCCCAUAAAUCUGUAAACUCCUCUCACACCUCCACUACCUCAGGAAGCGGCGGUGCUGACCAGGGAGAACUUAUUGCACGUAUGAAGAACCUGGAGCUAGAGAACCAGAGUCUACACAAAGUGGUGGAGGAAUUGCGUGCAGCUCUCUCCAAACUGGAGAGUCGAGUCUCUGUCCUGGAAAAGAAAUCUGCACCUAACGCAGCACCAGUGGUUAAUGGAACUUCUAAUAAAGCCACUCCACCUCCCCAGAAAACAUCUGCUCCAACAAAAGACGAUGAUGAAGAGGAUGACGAUGAUGUUGACCUGUUUGGUAGUGACGAUGAGGUGGACGAAGAGGCAGAACGAUUGAAAGAGCAGCGGCUGCAGGAAUACGCCGCCAGAAAGGCCAAAAAGCCUGCUCUUAUCGCCAAAUCCUCCAUCCUGUUGGAUGUCAAACCUUGGGAUGACGAGACUGACAUGGCAAAACUAGAAGAGUGUGUGAGGUCGGUACAGGUCGAUGGAUUGCUAUGGGGAGCCUCUAAGCUGGUACCUGUUGGUUACGGUAUUAAGAAGUUGCAGAUUAAUUGUGUGGUGGAGGAUGACAAGGUGGGAACGGACCUGCUGGAAGAAGAAAUCACCAAAUUUGAAGACUAUGUCCAGAGUGUGGAUGUAGCAGCUUUCAAUAAGAUUUAAUGCACUCAACUCUCACUCAUUUACUCAUGCACUACUGCUACUUGUAAAUUGACAGUUAAUAAUAAAGACAUCUGACUGCA